GUGUCGGUGAAGAUCUAUAUUCCCCGCAAAGAGAUCUGAACCCUGCAUCAACAUGGAUCUCGGCACCGCCGCAGCUGCGCUCGCUGGAGGGGCGACCGUAGCGGCAUACCUCAAUGCCAAAUUCCACUUGAAUAAGGAUGUGUCCGCCAUUUGGUCCUUGAAAAAGAGUGAGCGCGCAUUAGCACAAGCUCUCGCAAAGAACCAAGCAAAUGUGUGGUUCGUCUUUCUCGCGGCCGUGAAACGAUACCCGGACAUGGUAGCUCUCUGGACGCGAGAGCGGUCAUAUACCUACCGUGAUCUGCAAGAACAAGCCUGCCAAUACGCACACUUCUUUCUGGCAAAGGGUGUGAAGAAGGGGGAUCUCGUCGGCUUCUUCCUGCAGAACCGAGCGGAGUUUAUAAUCGCAUGGCUUGCGCUUUGGAGUAUUGGGUGUGCACCGGCAGCCAUCAAUCAUAACUUGACCGGCGAUGCAUUGGUUCACUGUCUCAAAAUCAGUGGCGCGAAGCUGACCCUGGUAGAUGAAGAUCCCGUCUGCAUUGCACGUGUGGAGGAGCGGCGGGAUGCGUUGACUGGCGAGCUGGGCAUGGAGCUGUUGACUCUGGACCAGUCGCUAAAGGCCCAUAUCCGCACUUUCCCGACUACUCUGCCACCGAAAGAGCUGGCGCUGGGUAUGAAAGGGGAAUUCCCAUCUAUCCUGCUGUAUACUUCCGGAACGACCGGUAUGCCCAAGGGCUGCGCAUUCACUAUGUCUCGGCUCUACACUACCUUGUCCAUUCGUCGUGAUGCGAUGGGCGAUGUAGUGGGUCCUGAUGGCGACCGCUGGUACAGCUGUAUGCCGUUGUAUCACGGUACCGCAGCAAUGAGUCUGAUCGCAUGUCUAAGUAUGGGUGUCAGUAUCGCACUGGGACCAAAGUUCAGCGUUCGCAAUUUCUGGAAGGAUAUUCGGGACUCGGAGGCUACUGUCUUCGUCUACGUGGGUGAGACGGCUCGAUACCUACUUGCACCCCCUCCGUCGCCCUUGGACCGCAAGCACAAGGUGCGUUGCAUGUAUGGCAAUGGACUUCGCCCGGAUGUUUGGGAACAAUUCCGUGAGCGGUUCGGUGUGCUCGAGGUAGGCGAAUUCUUCAACAGCACGGAAGGUAUUUUUGGCCUCUUCAACUAUAACCGUGGACCAUUCACCGCGGGAAGCGUUGGACAUCAUGGCCUUUUGAUGCGUGGUCUGUUGCAUAAUGUUUUCGUGCCCGUUGCGAUCGAUCCCGAGACGGGUGAUGUUCUUCGAGACCCGAAGACAGGAUUCGCUGUGCGAGCGACAUACGACGAAGGUGGUGAGAUACUUGUCAAUAUUCCAAACAAGGACGCAUUCCAAGGAUACUGGCGCAAUGACUCUGCGACGGAGAAGAAGUAUCUUCGUGAUGCUUUCAAGAAAGGCGACUUGUACUAUCGAUCCGGGGAUGCCCUUCGUCGUCAAGGUGAUGGACGCUGGUAUUUCCUCGACCGACUUGGUGAUACUUUCCGCUGGAAGAGCGAGAACGUUGCCACCGCCGAGGUCUCCGAAGUAAUCGGAAAAUUCCCUGGCGUCCAAGAAGCCAACGUUUACGGCGUCCGCCUCCCCAACCACGAAGGCCGCGCCGGCUGUGCUGCUCUGCAAAUCAGCCCUGAAGCCCGACAGACCUUCGACUACGCCGCCCUCGCACGCCACGCCCGCUCCAAGCUGCCUCGCUAUGCAGUGCCUAUCUUCCUACGUGUAGUCGAUAACCCCACACACAUCCAUAACCAUAAGCAGAAUAAGGUACCGCUGCGUGACGAGGGAGUAGACCCGUCGCUUAUUGGGACCAAGGUGCCGGGUGGUCAGGAUAAUCAAUUCUUGUGGAUUGCGCCUGGGGAUGAGGCGUAUACGCCUUUUGGAAAAGAGGAUUGGGCGAAGAUCGAGGAUGGGAGUGCUCGGUUAUGA
This is a messenger RNA of Penicillium brasilianum, 1951 nucleotides long. NCBI's taxonomy places the organism in Eukaryota, Fungi, Ascomycota, Eurotiomycetes, Eurotiales, Aspergillaceae. The record is from the annotation of a GenBank genome assembly.